AUGGGCUCUGAUGAUGAUCAAUCAGAUGAGAUGGCUCUGAACUUGACAAAGGCUGCAACUGAUCAAGGUCAGGGAGGCCUGGAGGAAAAAACCCGUUCAAAUUCAACCACCCAACUGACGGUUGACUUGGUAAAGGAUGAUCCAAGGGAUGACCCCAUGGAACUGUUUCAAACCGUUUGGCAUGCUUUGAUACCUCCCAAGAGCGGACACAAGCAACCCCCUCCUUCCAAAAUCGCCGAGGAUGGCGCACUACCAUUGCAAGCGAUCCGCACCUUGGGGCAAGUCAAAAGGUUUGAGAACCAUUGCUUAAGGAGCCAAUCAACCUCCACCACAACAAGAAGCUGA
Cylindrotheca closterium is the source of this 345-nucleotide messenger RNA. The record is from the annotation of a GenBank genome assembly. Lineage: Eukaryota; Bacillariophyta; Bacillariophyceae; Bacillariales; Bacillariaceae.